This is a messenger RNA of Rhinolophus ferrumequinum (greater horseshoe bat), 516 nucleotides long. Its product is annotated as insulin growth factor-like family member 3. The coding region runs from base 28 to 405 and encodes 125 amino acids. The record is from RefSeq and is a predicted model, not a curated record. NCBI's taxonomy places the organism in Eukaryota, Metazoa, Chordata, Mammalia, Chiroptera, Rhinolophidae. The transcript has 3 exons. Gene Ontology annotation, molecular function: signaling receptor binding.
UUCAGUUCUCCUACAGCCUCUUCAGCUAUGACGAUGCCACAAAGCUACAUCUGGGCUCCUGUCUGCAUAAUAAUCUUUCUCCAGUGUUCAAAGGUAGUCACAGACACUCCCGUUGGCUCAGGACUCUUGCUGUGCCAGCCGGCACCCAGGUGUGGGGACCAUAUCUACAACCCCUUGGAGUAUUGCUGUGAUCAUCAUACCAUCCUGCUCCUGAACCGGACCCGCCACUGUGGCCCCGACUGUAUCUUCUGGCCCUGCCUGGAGCUCUGCUGUCCUGAGUCCUUUGGACCCCACAAGAAGUUUGUUGUGAAGCUGAAGGUUCUGGGAGUGAAAUCUCGGUGUUUCUCCUCCCCCAUCUCCAGGAACUGCCCCCAGGCGCCUGAUGAAGAUGAACUGGGACUUUAACAUCUGCCACAACAGUUGGAUCUAUCCGAAUGAAUGUUUCCAUCCUCUGACUCAAUGGAAAUGUCCAGGAAGUAAGUUUAGAAAUGCAGAUAUAGGCCUGGCUUGGAGUGA